UCAAGCUCACAUUCUAUACUCCUCUCAAAAAAAACAUAAAGAAACCAAAAAUUAAAAGAGAGAGAGAGAGAAACAGAUCAUGAGGAGCAUUGCAAGCACAACAACCGCUUCUUCAUUGUCACCAACGCCAUCGGUGUCACACGUGGCACAGCCUCAGGGACAGCGGUCGCCGUGGCACUCUCCGGUUCCGUACCUCUUCGGUGGGCUGGCGGCGAUGCUGGGUCUCAUAGCGUUCGCUCUGCUCCUCCUGGCCUGCUCCUACUGGAGGCUUGCCGGGCAGUUCGACGAGAGGGAAGGAGGUGGCGCCAGAGACGACGACGACAGAGAUUUGGAGAGCGGUACCGGCGAAGGGAAAGAGGGAGAGGGCUCUGAGGGAAAGGUGGUGAAGGUGUACGAGGAGAAGAUAUUGGUGAUCAUGGCCGGGGAUCAGAAGCCCACGUUCUUAGCCACCCCUGUGUGCGCUAAGACGGCGUCGUUUGGUGGUGGGAUUGAUCAUUUGAAUGACGGCGGCGAGAACAAAGAGGCCGGAGACAAGGCAGAAAACUGCGAGACAAUGAAAAAGGAGAUGGGGGAUCAGCUUAAUCAUCAUCAUCAUCACGCUUCCACUGAAGAAAAUGGACAGCUCCAGGAGACCCCAGAAGCCCAAGAUCACAACCAGUGAGAGGCUUAAUUGGUUUCUUUUUUGUUCUCCACUCUCCACAGAGAGAGAUUUUGAUGAGUGUUUCUCCAUUUUGAUCCAUUUUCUUCUGGGCUUUUGGACCUUUUUUUUUUUUUGGCUUUAGUAUCCGAGGAUGUAAAUUUUUCUGAGAUUGAAUAGAAGACGACAGAGUUUUCUCUUCC
Corylus avellana is the source of this 840-nucleotide messenger RNA. Lineage: Eukaryota; Viridiplantae; Streptophyta; Magnoliopsida; Fagales; Betulaceae. The record is from RefSeq and is a predicted model, not a curated record.